Molecule: messenger RNA, 2823 nt
Organism: Brettanomyces bruxellensis
Lineage: Eukaryota; Fungi; Ascomycota; Pichiomycetes; Pichiales; Pichiaceae
Exons: 1
Coding region: 1-2823 (940 amino acids)
Biological process (GO): rRNA processing
Cellular component (GO): small-subunit processome; Pwp2p-containing subcomplex of 90S preribosome
Molecular function (GO): protein binding
Source: RefSeq, a predicted model, not a curated record
AUGACUGCAUCUAUAAGCUUUUCUGAGAAACGACAAAAGAUCCCGUCGUUGAAGGGGAAAAACGAGGCUGUGAGGUACUCGAGGAUCUUUUCACCUUUCCGAACUAUAGGUCUGGUUUCUGAUGGUAAACCAUUUGCAAUUGGAACACUAGGUCAGACUUUUUACAUAGUGACGAUCGUUGGCCACUCUUUCCAGAUUUUUGAUGCUGCCACCUUGCAUUUGUUAUUUGUGUCGUCAACGCAAACCAAAUCGGAGAUCAACUGUGUGGAAGCACACUUCGAGUACGUGUAUUGUGCGUAUGGAAAUAGUGUUGCGAUAUUUAAACGAGGCAGACUCCAGCACGAGAUUCAUCUUCCAGAUAACAAAUCAGUCAUAAUCAAAAUUCUUGUCUUUGGUGAUUACUUGCUUGCGAUCACAUCAUCCAGCAUUUUCGUUUAUGAGAAAAAAAGCACACACGACAAAUAUGCCACCGAGCUGUACACGGAGAUUCCAGUCAACAAAUCGUAUGGAAAUAUCAUUGAUGCGGUCCAUCUUCCGACAUACUUGAAUAAAGUUGUUAUUGCAACUUCGACGAUGCUAUUAUUGAUCAACAUCAGGUCCACGAAGACGAUAUAUGUGACGGAGAACGGCUUGUUUGAUGGUAUCACGUGCCUUGAAGCCUCACCAGCGUUGGACGUUCUUGCUAUUGGUAAUGAUAAUGGCAAGGUCACGCUGUUUAAUAUAAGGAAAGCCCGUGUCUUGCAAAAGAUUUCAACCGGUUCCAACAGCAUCAUCACAUCCAUUUCGUUCAGAACCGACGGACCGUCACAUUUAGUCUGUUCGUUGAGGUCGGGAGCAUUGUUCUUCUACGAUAUGGAAAGAAGAGCACGUGUUCAUGUCAUGCAAAAGGCACACAAGGAGGCCUAUGGUGGAGCAACAAGGGCCUCGUUUUUGAACGGUCAGCCAAUAGUUGUCUCUACCGGUUCCGAUAACAGCUUGAAAGAGUUUGUGUUUGAUCCUGUGCUAUCAUCAACCGAUUCGUCUGUUGUGUCUCCACCACGGUAUCUCAGAUCUCGUGGAGGCCAUUCUGCCCCACCUUGUUCUAUCAUCUUUGCAGACGACAGUUCGCAUUACAUCGAAUCUGCAUCCAGAGACCACACUUUUUGGAUGUUCUCUCUCCGUAAAGAUGCCCAGUCGCAGGAACUUUCCCAGAAGCGGUCCAAGAUGAGGGACGGCAAGCGUGUUGCUGGUGUGGUGUCGCAGUACAGCGGAAAAUUUGCGCCGAUAACGAUGAUUGCACAGGAAAAUGCCCGGGAGGGUGCCUGGGACAAUAUAGUGACAGCCCACCAGCAGGAAACGUUUGCCAGAACGUGGGACUCGAGAAGAAGGAAGGUGGGAAAGUAUGAGCUUCCCACGAUUGACCACGGCAAUGUGUCCUCGGUUGCAAUGACGCAAUGUGGAAAUUUUGCACUUGUUGGCUCGAGUCUUGGAGGAAUAGGCGUGUACAAUAUGCAGAGUGGGAAAAUCAGGAAGCUUUACCGGUUGCAUAAGAAGCCGGUUACUGGAAUAGCCGUUGAUGGAAUGAAUAGAAAGAUGGUGUCGUGUGGCUUGGAUGGAAUUGUUGGUUUCUACGACUUUUCCGAAUCCAAAUACUUGGGAAAGCUCACCCUUGAGGCACCUAUCACACAGAUGGUCUACCAGAGAUCGUCCGAUCUCAUUGCCGCCGCAUUGGAUGAUAUGUCGAUUGUCAUAAUAGAUGCAUCCACGCAAAGAAUAGUCAGGCAUCUAUACGGACAUACUAACCGAAUCACAGCCAUGGAUUUCACACCAGAUGGUCGUUGGUUGGUCUCUGCAUCCUUAGAUGCAACGAUUAGAACCUGGGAUCUACCAACCGGAGGAUGUAUUGAUGGUAUAAAGUUGUCGAAUGUGGCCACGUGUCUCAAAAUAUCCCCACAGGGAGAAUAUAUGGCAACUGCGCACAUCGGGGGAGUUGGAAUUUCACUAUGGACCAACAAAUCGCAAUUCCAUCCUGUUUCCACCAAAAGCAUCGAAGACGAAUCCGAGUUUGCGAACAUGAUGCUUCCAAACGUGAGUGGUGAAGGAGGAGCAUCUGUUCUUGAAGGGGCCUUUACACAAGCAGAUCAAGAUACUCAGUCUGGUGUUUACAUCUCUCCCGAGCAGUUGGAUCAGAGUCUUGUUACAUUGUCACAUUGCUCUAGGACAAAAUUUAGCACUUUGCUACAUUUAGAUACCAUUAAGGAAAGAAACAAGCCUACAGAGCCCGUCAAGAAGCCGGAAUCAGCUCCUUUCUUUAUGCAAAUCAGUGCAGAUUCAAACGGAACACAGGCCGAAACAGAGAAGCAUUCUGAAGAUGCCGAGAAGGAUGCUUCAUCUAGAAUUUUGGAUAUUAAAGACACCGCAUCGGCUGCCUUCGAAUCCCGAUUUACCAAAUUGUUAAGGCAGGCAGCCGAAUCACCAACAAGGGACUAUUCUGCAUUUAUUGAAUAUCUAAUAGACCUUUCACCAGCUUCCACCGAUUUGGAAAUAAAGUCUCUUUCUUUCAAGACUCCAUUUGAUGAGGCUACUUGGUUCCUCGAGGCCCUAAUUCAGGGAUUUAACGAAAAGAAGAGCUUUGAAUUGCUCGUAGCAAUUUAUUCAAUGUUUCUAAGGCAGCAUGGAGAUAUCAUAUAUGAAAUGAGAAAUAACGCCGAAGAAGAUGUUAUCACUACAAGGUUCCUUGAGAAAUUAGAUGAGUGCGAUAAAGUCACCUCAAGCGAAACUUCCGGCUUGGACAAGCUUACAAAGUAUUGUGCAGGUGUUGUUGACUUUGUUAUGGCUGCAUGA